AUCUAGAAGGGGGUUAGACUUUAAGAACUGGAUAUGCAUUCAGUCAAGCUCGCGAACGCCCACAGCAAAUAAACAUGUGAUGAUCCCAUCUCGAAGGAGAAUUAUUCGGUCUCGAAAGUCAAACGCGAUGGCCUUCGGACUUUCCAAGGCCACAGAAAGAAACGUGAGACCAAACACCAUGGAGCAGCUUCCGAGCAAGGUCAUUCUGUACUACUAUUCUUGGUAAUAAAGAACCUUUGACCCGCACCAACAUCGCACCAUAUGGGAACCCUCACGCUCUUAUCAGCCACUAAGAACUUGUCCCUUCAUUCUGUUCCACACAAUUGUCAGUUCAUCAUCUUCUUUCACGGCAGUCUUCUCUCUUUGUACUUCUCUUUGCCCUUUUCGCCCGAGAAAGAUAAAGUGUGAAUCGAUCCUUCAUCAUGUUCCCACAAGACCCAAAGAGCUACUGCAGUACAGAUCAAUGAAACAGCUAGCUUGUAAGCAACUCGUUCAAGGCAAAGCACAAGAAUCUUCGUCUCCGGAACCGUCGUCGCCGUCAUCGUGCACGGUCCUUCUGAGGGUAAUGAGCCGAAGGAGGACAUGGGUGCUUCUCUUCCUGACAGUAAACGUCGUUCUCCUGUGCUGUAUGUGGAACUUGGAGAAUCUCAUCUUCUCUUGGUAUAGAUGCCAGCAAUCGUCGUCUCGGUGGACCGCUCUGGAGGCAUCGGUCCUUCUCGGGGCGGCGUUUGGGGCGCUGUCGACCGCGGCCGCUCUCACCGUGGCUGUGCCGGCCAUUGCGGUCGCUUGGAUAACGGUCGUGGUCGGGCUGGCUUUCUCGGGGAAGUCCCAAAGGACUUUGCUCGUCGAAGGCAGGAAGGCGAGCAAAGAGAUCGUCUGGUUCAUCUGCAAAAACUCGUUCAAGGAAGGUAGAGUCGUGGCCGUGGUUUGUGCCGUUUUGGGGUAUUUUGCACUUCUCAAGAAGGGUUAGGUGCCAGGGUUUGAUAGAGGAGAAAAUUCAAUUUCAGACCCUCGUUCUUUUAGUAUGUUAUCUCAAUGAAAUUUCUUUAUCUGUACAUUUUAUAUCGAUAUAAGAACCUCUAAGUGUACAUAA
Molecule: messenger RNA, 1093 nt
Organism: Syzygium oleosum
Lineage: Eukaryota; Viridiplantae; Streptophyta; Magnoliopsida; Myrtales; Myrtaceae
Exons: 1
Coding region: 464-970 (168 amino acids)
Source: RefSeq, a predicted model, not a curated record